GGAUAAUGUAGGGGGCGGAGGAGGUUCCAUAUACAUGAAAAGUUUAAGGGAUAGAGUAAAACGGUUGAAAGGAUCAGGAGAGUUUGUAACGAGCGAAUUUGAUAGAUAUUUGAAUGAACAACUAGGGGAGGAAGAAGACGACAUGGAUGCUUUAUCUUGGUGGGCUAUUAAUGGACAUCGUUUUCCUAUUGUUUCACGCAUGGCACGUGAUAUUCUAGCAAUUCCGUUGUCUACUGUUGCUUCCGAAUCUGCUUUUAGUGCAGGAGGUCGACACCUUGAUCCUUUUAGGAGUUCUUUGACCCCAAAGAUGGUACAAGCCCUUGUGUGUGUGCAAGACUGGAUUCGACUAUUCGAGUAAGGGGCGCUUCAGGAGUUGAUGUUGAGGAGAACUUAAAAGAGAUGGAGGAACUUGAGAAAGAUUUGCAAGAGAGUGGAUUGGGUGACGAUGUCGUAUACGUGGAGACUUGAGAACAUGCUGGGAGAAUGAAUCUAUUUGCUCAACUUGG
Molecule: messenger RNA, 506 nt
Organism: Cuscuta epithymum
Lineage: Eukaryota; Viridiplantae; Streptophyta; Magnoliopsida; Solanales; Convolvulaceae
Source: the annotation of a GenBank genome assembly